AUGUCGAACAAGUGCCUGGUCUUAAUCAUUUCUGUUGCUUUCGUCGGUGUGACUUUGUACACUUUCUUUCUCUGCAUGUUUCUACUCAGAAAUUGCUUCCUCGAAGAGUGUACAAGAUAUUAUACACCAGGAACAGAUCGGCACCCCCCGGCCCCGACGCCGACAAUGAAUUUAUCAAAGGCUUUUAAGCCCGAUAAGGUGAACUGCGAUUUAACACAGGACGAAUUUCAAUCACCUUCGUUGGAGGAUGUAAUUCAUGCCCUGGCAUCAAAGGAAAACCCUGGCAUUUCGUCUAUAAGCGGACUUGCGUUGUAUUUUAACCUCAACAAUGCGUGCCAACCACUUGGUGACGUAAGCAAAGCAAGCGUUCAAGUUUACAAAUUCGCUCUUGUCACCCUUGUCAACGAAACUGCGUGUCCUUUGCAACGUCUGGCAUUGAAUGCACAGAACACUGGAUACGCCGUUUUGGUACAUUUUUUCGUUACUAGAUACUUAGAUACGCAUCAUAAGUAUAAGCUAAUCAACCUACCGAAAACUAUCCCAAGCGAAGAAAAAGUAGUAAUCCCGGUUGCGACUGUAGGAAUGUGUUGGAAUGAAUCUAAGCUAAACUUGGACGGGGUUCGCUGGACUGUAGUGAGUGCAGUCGAUGAGUUGAUGCUGUCAAAGGCGGACCGUACUAUUGUUGAAAUCUCUGUCAAGGUUCCCCUUGACGACCCAGACCGUAAUGAACUGAAGAAAAUGGAAGGGUACUUAAAAUAUCUUUUCGCCUGGUUGCUCGUUGGGCCAUUAGUCUAUUUUGUCGUGUGGAUGCGAUCUAGCGGUCGGCAACCCAACCAACAGCGAGGAAAUGGUGUUGAAACUGCUGCUGAAAUGGAGACUCGAAUCAUGGAAGAAGGCGAACUUCCGCUUCUAAAUGGAGUUCUUUAUGGUAGCAAUACAAGACAACGACGAUCUAUAAUUGUAAGAAAAUGUUUCUACAAAGUUCUUGUAGGUUUGUGUUAUCUGAUUCUUAUUGUAGCAGCUCUCCCUGUAGGAAUUUCUUCAGGAGGGUUGUCCUUCUUCAGAUUUGAUCAAGGCGACAAUAGUUUUCCAGAGGAUAACUACUUUCUUAAUCCUUUCAAAUGUAAAAGUGGGGAACGAAAUUUCAGUUACAUGGAAAAUAGAACAGUCCUGGUUGCUUACAAUGUACCCUUUCCUUUAACUCGGUUUGUCGCUCUUUGGUGGUCACCUUUUCAGCUUUUCUGCUUUUUUCUCUACAGUUACUUUGCACGUAAAACCACUUGGACUGUUUUGUCCAACUACCCAAAAGUGAUUCGAAGCGAUUGGUUUUCGUCAAACAUUUAUUUACUAGUUCUCGCUCUAAUAGUUCCGUUUUCCCCUUAUCCUGACUUUUGUUCGCUUUAUUUUGCGAAUAACAACGUUCUGUGUACAGUGUGUAAUGUGCUCUUCAUAGUGAUACUAGACAAACACGAAGCUGUCACGCGGUACAUCUUGUUCCUUAGUGUCUGCGUGAUCUGUGCUUACAUUGAGAGCGAUAUCGUAGCCCUCGUUUAUUAUAUUCUCAAUUCUACAGGUUCACUAGUUGACGUCAAACUUACUGCUCUCCGCACUGCAGCCAUCGGUCUUACAUUGAGCGUAAGCUUGAAUUCUUCUAUGCAUAUCAUUCGAAAACUGUGGAAACCGCAGGAAUCUCUUUUCGAAGGACUCUCAGAAAAAUAA
Molecule: messenger RNA, 1719 nt
Organism: Porites evermanni
Lineage: Eukaryota; Metazoa; Cnidaria; Anthozoa; Scleractinia; Poritidae
Source: the annotation of a GenBank genome assembly